This is a messenger RNA of Hyphopichia burtonii NRRL Y-1933, 2106 nucleotides long. RefSeq names its product SKN1/KRE6 family beta-glucan synthesis-associated protein. Gene Ontology annotation, biological process: fungal-type cell wall organization; (1->6)-beta-D-glucan biosynthetic process. Gene Ontology annotation, cellular component: endoplasmic reticulum membrane; plasma membrane. The transcript has a single exon. Gene Ontology annotation, molecular function: glucosidase activity. Bases 1 to 2106 code for a protein of 701 amino acids. The record is from RefSeq and is a predicted model, not a curated record. Lineage: Eukaryota; Fungi; Ascomycota; Pichiomycetes; Serinales; Debaryomycetaceae.
AUGGCCCAAAGAGAUCUUACCUUUAAUACACCUCAAUUAGGUGUCGAUGGCCAUUCGAAUAAUCCUUAUGAUCAACCAACAUCGCACCAAGAUCUUCAUUCCCAACAAACAAACCCCUUUGCAUCUCCAGGAGAAGAAUCAUCAUCUUUCGAAUCUCGUCGAAACUCAUUCAAUUUAUCCGAUGAUGAAAAUUCUCAUUACGGCAGACCAUUUAACGCUUAUAAUAAUAAUUACGCUUCAAGAAAUGGUACUUCAUCUAAUCUUUUAUCUCAAGAAUCUUCAGUUGAUGAUUUUAGAAACCAAAAUACUAGAAGGCUUUCUGGUACUCCAAAUUCCCCCCAUGCUGAUUCUUUGGUGGUACCCCCAGAAUUUGAUAGAUAUCCUUCUAUGGGCGGUUCAAGAAAUUCAACCUACAGCAGUUAUAAUAAUAGUAGUAGUAACUUGGUUGGCGCCGCUGCUGGUGCUGGUAUGGCCGGAGGUUCUGCUUUCAAUUCUUCAAAUAAUUUACUCAGAUCAGAUGAUGAAGAUUCUUUAUCUAAUAAAUCAGAUCCUUUCGUUCAGUCUACUGAUUUUAGUCCCUUUGGUGGUUAUCCAGCCCUGUCAUUUCCUUUACAUAUCGAUGAAAAAGAACCAGAUGAUUACCUUCAUAACCCUGAUCCAAUCGCUGAUGCUGCUUAUGAUAAAAAUAGAUUCAUGCAUGAUUUGAAAAAUAUGGAUAAAAGAUCUUUUGGUGGUCUUAUGGGGAUAAUAGUCUUAUUACUCGGGGCAAUUUUCAUUUUCAUUGUUUUCCCAGUCUUAACUUAUUCUGGGGUAACUUCUGGUUAUAAACCGGAAACUUAUGCUAAAUUAUCCCCUUAUAGUUAUCCUUUAGCAGCUGCAAUUAGAACAAGUUUAGUUGAUCCUGAUACUCCAAAAGAUGCCUUAACUAAGAAAAGUCUCAGAGGUGAAGAAUGGGUUUUAGCCUUUUCUGAUGAAUUUAAUGUCGAAGGUAGAACUUUUUAUGAAGGUGACGAUCAAUUUUUCACUGCUCCUGAUAUUCAUUAUCAAGCUACUAAUGAUUUAGAAUGGUAUGAUCCUGAUGCAGUUACUACCGCUAAUGGUACCUUAGUUUUAACCAUGGAUGCUUUGAAAAAUCAUGAUUUAUUUUAUAGAUCCGGUAUGGUUCAAAGUUGGAAUCAAUUAUGUUUCUCUCAAGGUAUGAUUAUGAUUAGUGCUCAAUUACCUAAUUAUGGUAAUGUUUCGGGUUUAUGGCCAGGUUUAUGGACUAUGGGUAACUUAGGUCGUCCUGGUUAUUUGGGUAGUACUGAAGGGGUUUGGCCUUACACUUAUGACUCUUGUGAUGCUGGUAUUACCGCAAAUCAAUCUUCUCCUGAUGGUAUUUCUUAUUUACCAGGUCAAAGAUUAAAUUCUUGUACUUGUCCAGGUGAAGAUCAUCCAAAUCCCGGUCAAGGUAGAGGUGCUCCAGAAAUUGAUAUUUUAGAAGGUGAAGUUGAUACUAAUAAAUUAUAUGGUGUUGCUUCUCAGUCUUAUCAAAUUGCUCCUUAUGAUAUUUGGUAUUAUCCUGAUUAUAAUUUUGUUUCAAUUCAUAAUCCAGAUAUUACAACCAUGAAUACUUAUACUGGUGGUCCAUUACAACAAGCGGUUUCUGGUACUACUACUUUAAAUACUGAUUGGUAUGAACGUGGUGAAGGUGAACGUAAGUAUCAAGUUUUCGGUUAUGAAUAUUUAAGUGAUAAUGAUGAUGGUUAUUUAACUUGGCACGUUAAUGAACCAACUCUUACUCUUGAAGCUUAUGCUUUAUCUCCAAAUGGUAAUGUUGGAUUUAGAAGAAUUUCAAAAGAACCAAUGUCAAUCAUUCUUAAUUUAGGUAUUUCCAAUAAUUGGGCUUAUAUCGAUUGGAAUUCAAUUCUUUUCCCAAGUCAUAUGCGUAUUGACUAUGUUAGAAUUUACCAACCUAAAAACAACAUUAGUAUAACUUGUGAUCCAGAAGGUUAUCCAACUUCUGAUUAUAUUCAAAACCACUUAAAUCUUUAUCAAAAUAAUAAUCUUACCUCUUUCGAAGAUGGUGGAUAUACUAGACCUAAAGAUAAAAUAACUGGUUGUUAG